AUUCAUUGACGGGGACCAGCGCCCGUUUGGACGAUGACACGUCACGAGAUGAUCGCGCCAGACAGAUGCUGCGGUGCUGCACUUGCACGGCCAUAGAUUGGGAUCUUCCCUGCCCGCUCGCUCCAUGCUCCAGCUUUAGCGCCUCUUCCAUUUUUUUUUAGUGUGUGUGCAUACAAUGAUACCCGCCAGCGCCGCAGCAAUGUUACCGUCUGCAGAAGCUGCCAAACUGUACCAGACCAAUUACGUCCGAAACUCUCGCGUCAUCGGACUCCUGUGGGCCAUAUUCACCAUACUGUUCGGCAUCGUAAACGUGACCAUCUUCUCGCAGCCCUAUUGGAUCGGCGAUGGCGUGGACACGCCGCAGGCCGGCUACUUCGGCCUCUUCCACUACUGCAUCGGGGACGGGAUCUCCAGGGAGCUAGCCUGCCAGGGUAGCUUCACUGAGUUCGCCGCCAUCCCGUCCAGAGCCUUCAAGGCCGCCUCGUUCUUCAUCGGGAUGUCCAUGAUGCUGGUGGUCACCUGCAUCGGAUGCUUCUCGCUCUUCUUCCUUCUCAGCACUUCCACCGUGUACAAGAUCUGUGGCUGGAUGCACGCUGCGGCAGGUGUGUGUCUGGUACUGGGCUGCAUGAUCUACCCUGAUGGCUGGGACAGCGAUGAAGUGCGACGGAUGUGCGGGGAGCAGACGGACAAAUACAGCCUGGGGGCCUGCUCCAUGCGCUGGGCCUACAUCCUCGCCAUCAUGGGCAUCCUGGAUGCGCUCAUCCUCUCCUUCCUGGCUUUUGUCCUCGGAAAUCGACAGGACGGCCUCAUGACCGAGGAGUUGCUGGCUGAGAGCAAGGAGGGAGGCAAUGCUUAGCAACAUUUCAGCUCCUGUGGUCCACAGAGAACCAUCCCUUCAACAUCACACGACAGGAUGGAGGAGGAGCGGAAACCAGCUACUUUCCAUCAACUUUCCAAAAGCCCUCAGCCAUUGUCCCCUCCUGUUUGCUUGCAGCCCCCUUACGUCAUCCUCCAGCAUUUAGACCAAGCCGGUGUAAUACACAUUCAACCCAGAGCAACCCCAUUUGCAUAGACGGACGAACUGUGGCAAGGGUGCAGACUGUUAUGAAAUGACAGGUGUGGACUGAGCACAACCUGCAAAAACAUACAACAAAUCCAUUGCACACAUGCUUACUGUACCUAACGACUCAUUUACUAUACUCUAUGUCAGGGGUGGGCAAACUUUUUGACUCGCGGGCCGAACUGGGUUCUAAAUUUGGACCGGAGGGCCGGACCAGGAGCAGAUGGUAUAGGCGUUGUGUGAAGUCAUAUAAGCGACCUGUAAAGGUCAUUGCAUAAAAGAUCUUGGCCUUUAGUAGGUAGUAAAGCAUGGAUAUUCCAAACAAGUUUUUUGAAAACAAAUGCAUUUAUUAACAGCAUUAAAAAAAAAAAAAAUUCACUAAAAAACUGCUAUCAGUGAUUCUCAUAAAAUACGACACUGUUAUUAUGAAUAACAAUCUCCAUCACUUCAGUGCCUGCAGGUCAGAUUAAUGAAAGAUGUUUAUCUUAUGGGAUCACAUCAAACGGCAAACAUUCUGACCAAAUAUAUCAUCUUGAAGAAUCGGUGAAAGCAUACACUCAAAUAAAGUAAUCAACGGUGAGGGGUAUCUGAAAAUCAGAGCAGAGUUUUAACUCGCAAACACCUGGUAACAGAGGUGAGGAAACGGGAAACACUUAAGAACUUUACAGGUUAAGAUUAGUCGCAAAUAGGUGGUGCAUCAAUGUCCUUGAGCAUCCUGCAUUGUUUGAAAAUGAGAAUGGUCGCUAGUUUCAAUCCCUGCUAUGUGUACAAAUCAUAUUCAAAAUGCAUUUUUUUACAAUAAACUUGAGAGCUUCCCGUUCAUUUUCAGUGGGAA
Messenger RNA from Syngnathus typhle (broad-nosed pipefish), 1895 nucleotides. Its product is annotated as LHFPL tetraspan subfamily member 3 protein-like. The record is from RefSeq and is a predicted model, not a curated record. Gene Ontology annotation, cellular component: plasma membrane. Gene Ontology annotation, biological process: sensory perception of sound. The transcript has 4 exons. Lineage: Eukaryota; Metazoa; Chordata; Actinopteri; Syngnathiformes; Syngnathidae. The coding region runs from base 176 to 856 and encodes 226 amino acids.